AUGGAAUAUCUUUCUUUGCACUUGGCAGUGGAGAAGAAGAAGGAAACAAUAACUGAAUCAGCAGGCCGACAGCAGAAAAAGAAAAUAGAGAGACAAGAAGAGAAAUUGAAGAAUAACAACAGAGACUUGUCAAUGGUUCGGAUGAAAUCUAUGUUUGCCAUUGGCUUCUGCUUCACUGCCUUGAUGGGAAUGUUUAACUCCAUAUUUGAUGGCCGAGUGGUGGCAAAGCUUCCGUUUAUCCCCCUCUCGUACAUCCAAGGUCUCUCUCACCGCAACCUUCUGGGUGAGGAUUACACUGACUGCUCCUUCAUCUUCCUCUACAUUCUCUGCACAAUGUCUAUCAGACAGAACAUCCAGAAGAUGCUCGGUCUUGCUCCUUCCCGGGCUGCCACCAAGCAAGCAGGGGGAUUCCUUGGCCCGCCACCUCAGGCAGGGAAGUUCUCCUAAAGCACAGUUACAGCCUUCGCUGAAGGUCUGACCAGUGCACAAGACUGCCUUUGGGAGGUAACGAGAUGGGAUUCUCCACCAGGCUUCAUGUGUCCAAAACCAGCCUAUGCAGUAUUGGCCACAGUGUUGGAAACAUCUUCCAUAUGGAGUAUUCUACCAGCAGUUGUUUACUCAUCAAACUAAGAAAGUUCUCAGAAGAUAACUUGUCCUUUUGUUUCUGGUGUUUCUGAGAAAUAAAUGGCAUGGGUGUGUU
Antrostomus carolinensis (chuck-will's-widow) is the source of this 700-nucleotide messenger RNA. It is a transcript of the gene TMCO1, whose product is annotated as transmembrane and coiled-coil domains 1. Gene Ontology annotation, cellular component: endoplasmic reticulum membrane; endoplasmic reticulum; cytoplasm. The record is from RefSeq and is a predicted model, not a curated record. The transcript has 5 exons. Gene Ontology annotation, molecular function: calcium channel activity. The coding region runs from base 1 to 447 and encodes 148 amino acids. Gene Ontology annotation, biological process: endoplasmic reticulum calcium ion homeostasis. NCBI's taxonomy places the organism in Eukaryota, Metazoa, Chordata, Aves, Caprimulgiformes, Caprimulgidae.